This is a messenger RNA of Trypanosoma cruzi, 328 nucleotides long. Its product is annotated as retrotransposon hot spot (RHS) protein, putative. Lineage: Eukaryota; Euglenozoa; Kinetoplastea; Trypanosomatida; Trypanosomatidae. The record is from RefSeq and is a predicted model, not a curated record. The transcript has a single exon. The annotation marks the transcript as partial.
AUGUCUGGAAGGCCAAGCAAAGGAAUUCACGGUAAUGAGGAGGGCCAAGCGUCUACUGUGCCACAGGGAGAUUCUCUUAAGAGAGCGAUGUCGGACCUUGAGGGUGACACAGCUCAGCCCGCUGCGACUCCCAUAAGAGUGGAGGAAGCGCAACUACAGUGGACCAUGUGCAGCACCGUGUGGGACAUCCUGCUGGACGGAGAGACCGACAUUUCCGAUAUGAAGCUGAAUGCUUUUCUUCGGGAGCAUUUUGGCUCCAGGGCGGCCGUUGAAGACGAACAGAAUGUGGAUAUGUGGGAAUUUUUUGAGGAGUCCCGAUGCCUUCAUA